This is a messenger RNA of Marasmius oreades (fairy-ring Marasmius), 2287 nucleotides long. RefSeq lists its product as uncharacterized. The coding region runs from base 1170 to 2219 and encodes 349 amino acids. Lineage: Eukaryota; Fungi; Basidiomycota; Agaricomycetes; Agaricales; Marasmiaceae. The transcript is spliced from 7 exons. The record is from RefSeq and is a predicted model, not a curated record. Gene Ontology annotation, molecular function: dioxygenase activity.
AUCUCAACCGAUUAGUCUGCUAAAGGCUGAAAUAACUCAAAUGUGAGGCUACUCCCGAGUAGUAGAACGAGUCUCCCCAAGCGGCCUGUCAGGUUUACUGUCCGAAUGUUGCCGCCAUGCAAGUUCCCAACGCCCACCAUGUCAAAUGUCGUCUCUUCAGGAUCUGGAAAACGUGUGGGAAUGAAAGAUUUCGCCGCAUUGAAGACUUCCAUUUCCUCACGUUGUUCAGGGACUCCUUGGCUGUCGUUCGAUCCUCCAUCGUCUCUUCCUCUGCGUGGAGCACAAGGGCUUCUUUCUCAGGACCAUUCCAUUCCAUAUUUGGCUUCCUUUGAUAAUGUUCCCUUCGAAUUCGCAGUUUUCGUUGGAUGUCGACUCGGCAACAAAUUCAGACGUCUCAUGGUGGCCUCACUAUGAGCCUGGCUCUUUGCAACCGUUUCGCGCAUCCCCACUAGAAAGAAAGAGACCUGUGCAUACAAACGCCACUGCUCCGUCCAAGUUCAUCGUCAUCGAUGGUUGACCAUAGCGUCUCAACUUCUCGAGGUUGUGACUAAUUAGAUGCCCGCCUGUGAUUGGUCCUUUACCACGUCGAAGAUGGUGAAUUUGGUUACAAAAGCAUCUCGUUUUGGUUUUGGGUCAAACGACACGACGUAGGUGAGGAAAUGAGUGAGCGUGUUUAAAGUUCAAGGGAUUGUAUCUCAGCCGAGGAAUCGAGCCGUGAGCGCUUGAGCGCUAGCUUCAGACUGGUUCUUUUUCCCAGUUCGGUGUUAUCGACAAUUCUCGAGGACAAGUCUCUCGAUGAUCGCUGGCGGACCUUGCAGGGCACUAACUUUGGCUUAGCGGUCGACUUCGGGAAUUGUAUCAAGCCAGACCAGUGGAGUCAGGCCUUUGGUCGUACCCCUUGGACUAUAUCAAGACAAGUUUUCUUUUCAACUCCCACGAAGGACGAUCAUAUGCGUAAUGGAACAGGAAUCCGUCCGUAGCGUCGCACAUUUACGUUCAGACAGCCGUAGCUCUCGGCCACCAUGCUUCACUUACUCAUACUUGAGCUGAGCCAGAGCGGGUUAACGAUGCUCCUCUUUGCCCUGUGACUCUCUUGGUUCACUGUAUAUAAGCUCUCACCUGGGGCUUAGCGAUCAUCAUUAUCACUCCACUCGAGCCUCCAAACCAACAUGCCAGUACCACAAUUACCUCCUUUCCCCGCCGAUGUCCAUACCCAUCCUUUGCUAGUCAUUGACUACGACCUGCUCGAAGCCGGAAAUCAACAAGAGAUUGACCGCCUUUGGGAUGCUGCCACAAACCUCGGGUUCUGCCUCAAGAACCACGGCGUCCAAGCAGAAGUCGAUGGUAUGUUCGAAAUGGGCGAAGCGACCAUGAAACUACCCAUAGAUGAGAAGAUGAAAUUUGAACAGGGUGAUGAAGGAUCUUCUUUCGGGUACAAAGCAGCCGGUGCCAAUGCUGUUGAUGCUAAUGGAAUGCUUGACACUGUUGAAUUCAUCAACAUCGCCAAAGACGACGCCUUCGCGUGGCCGUCUAUUGCUCAUCGAACUUAUCCAUCCACUGUCACUUCUCGAAUGGAAUCUACUGUCAUCCCCUUCGUCAAAAAGUCGACGGAAAUCAAUACCACUAUUCUUAACAUCUUCAACACCAAACUUGGCCUUCCCGAGGGUGAAUUAAUCAAGAGACACAAUGACGCCGAGUUUAGCGGGAGUGAAGCGAGGACGAUCAAGAAUCCCAAGGGAAUGUCCCAGGAAAGGACCGCUUUAGGGGCUCAUACUGAUUUUGGGAGUUUGAGUUUUCUACACAACCGAUUGGGUGGGUUGCAAGUGUUGCCGCCCGGAAUCGACGAGUGGCAAUAUGUCAAGCCUCUUCCCAGUCACGCAAUCUGCAAUGUAGGCGACGCGUUGGCCGUCCUUAGCGGUGGAAUCUUGCAUUCCAAUAUUCAUCGUGUGGUCCCUCCUCCAGGAGCUCAAGCGAACUAUGAACGUUGGUCUCAAGUUUUCUUCACCCGUCCGGGUAACUCGGUCAUACUUGACCCACUCUCGUCGUUGAGUCCUGUAAUCGCGAAUGCCGUUCAAAGGAAUAAAGAGAAGCAUUCAAAUGCUGGAGGUGCCACCGCUCAGGAGUGGUUUACGCGGAGGAUCAAGAAUCAAAGGAUCAAGAACAGGACGGGCCCUGAAACUUGGCAUGCAAGUCGAGGAACUGAACAAGGAAGAGCUUGAGCCCAGAUUGGUUCUUUUACCGCCGUUCGUGUGAUAACGUGUGCAUUGAAUACAAUGUUUCGUAUAUA